Messenger RNA from Rosa chinensis, 582 nucleotides. RefSeq lists its product as uncharacterized. The record is from RefSeq and is a predicted model, not a curated record. The transcript has a single exon. The coding region runs from base 1 to 582 and encodes 193 amino acids. Gene Ontology annotation, molecular function: RNA-DNA hybrid ribonuclease activity; nucleic acid binding. NCBI's taxonomy places the organism in Eukaryota, Viridiplantae, Streptophyta, Magnoliopsida, Rosales, Rosaceae.
AUGAGUGAAAAGAAGAAAGUAAGGGAGACGUUUGAGAGGGGAGGAGGAGAAUUAAAGGAAUUAUGGCUUAUUUGCUUCACCUCCAUUUUGUGGUCUGUCUGGCAUGUGAGGAACAAAACCAGAUUUGAUGGUCGUUGCUUCUCAGUUCAAGCUGUUUGUAGGCUUAUAUCUGGGCAUAUAAGAGCAACUAGUCAUCUUACAACGAGUCCCAUGCAUAGUACUGUUCAAGAGCUACGAAUAUUGAAGUGUUUUGGAGCCCCAUGUCGGCCUCCUAGAGUAGUUGAAGUUAAUUGGCUCCCACCUUCUCUUGGUUGGGUGAAAAUUAAUUCUAAUGGAUCAUGGAAACAUGAAGAGGGAGUUGGUGGUUGUGGUGCAAUUUUUCAGGAUUAUAAAGGUCAAUUUCUUGGAGCUUUUGCCUCAAAUCUUGAGAUUCCUAGUUCGAUUGCAGCGGAGAUAAUGGCUGUCAUAAAGGCCAUUGAGCUUGCUUGGGUUCGAGAUUGGAAACAUAUUUGGUUGGAGGUUGAUUCAUCUCUAGUACUUGAUUAUAUCCGUACACCUUCUCUUGUCCCUUGGUCUCUUUGA